Molecule: messenger RNA, 1381 nt
Organism: Arvicola amphibius (Eurasian water vole)
Lineage: Eukaryota; Metazoa; Chordata; Mammalia; Rodentia; Cricetidae
Gene: Eda2r
Product: ectodysplasin A2 receptor
Exons: 8
Coding region: 194-1075 (293 amino acids)
Biological process (GO): tumor necrosis factor-mediated signaling pathway; positive regulation of JNK cascade; positive regulation of canonical NF-kappaB signal transduction
Cellular component (GO): plasma membrane
Molecular function (GO): protein binding; tumor necrosis factor receptor activity
Source: RefSeq, a predicted model, not a curated record
GGAUUUGAUCUGUUGUUGCCACACGUGAAAGUGAAAUGAAUCCAGCAGAACACUGGUUGCAACGGAUUUCGCCUAUUGUGAGAGCGUGACAUCUGCCUUGAAAACAAACUCUAUGAUUGGGCCCACUUCGAAUGAGAUAUAACCUCCCGCUUUGUGCACUGGAAUAAAGGACAAAGUAAACACUUUCUUCAUCAUGGAUUGUCAAGAAAAUGAGUACCGAGACCAAUGGGGGCACUGUGUCACCUGCCAACAGUGUGGCCCUGGACAGGAGCUCUCCAAGGAUUGUGGUUAUGGAGAAGGUGGAGAUGCAUACUGCACAGCCUGCCCUCCCCGAAAAUAUAAAAGCACAUGGGGGCAUCACAGGUGUCAGACUUGCAUCACCUGUGCUGUCAUCAAUCGGGUCCAGAAAGUCAACUGCACGAAUACUUCUAAUGCUAUCUGUGGAGACUGUAUGCCCAGGUUCUACCGAAAGACACGCAUCGGGGGCCUGCAGGACCAAGAAUGCAUCCCAUGUACAAAGCAGACUCCUUCUUCUGAGGUUCAGUGUACCUUCCAGUUGAGUUUAGUGAAGGUAGAUGCACACGCUGUUCCUGGUAAGGAAGCCACACUUGUCGCACUGGUGGGGAGUCUGCUGGUAGUGUUUGCACUGGCCUUCCUUGGACUCUUCUUCCUCUACUGCAAGCAGAUCUUUAACAGACAUUGUCAAUGUGGAGGUUCGUUGCAAUAUGAGGCUGAAAAGGCAGUGGAGGAGGAUUCUCUUUUCCCCAUGCCACCUGGCCAGGAGACCAGUCCUGAAUUUCCAGUGAAUGAGAUGAAGCCAAUCGACUCCAUCCUGGAUGACGACUGCAGCUCCACUCGUGGCUUCCCCACCCAGGAGUCCUUUACCAUGGCCUCCUGCGCCUCAGAGAGCCAUUCUAAAUGGGUCCAUACCCCCAUUGAAUGUACAGAGCUGGACCUGCAAAAGUUUUCCAGCUCUGCGCCCUGUACUGGAGCUGAAACCUUGAGGGAGAACACAGUUGAAAGCGCCAGAGACGGUCUGGAGCUCCGUGUACCUUUUCAAGUCCCCAGCCUUUGACUCUACUGAGGUCUCUUACACUCUUGGCAAUCUUGCCAGUGGUUGUUCCUGGACUUUCCUGCUCUUCUUCUAUUCAACAGCUGUAGCACGGGCCUGGGAUGUAGGCCCCACAAUAAUCAGUACUCUAAAAACGGGGUACACAGGGCCCAUCCUACCAGAGGAUUAAAUCCCCACCAUUUCCCCAAGACUGGCCUUGAGAAUUUUUGGUUUUCUUAUUUUAGUCUGGGGACUCAGAAUUCAUAGCCAUAAAAAUGGCUAUGGACCAGCUAAUUAUAGAGGUGGGGGAAUAACAACAAACAAGGUAGA